Messenger RNA from Alosa alosa (allis shad), 2807 nucleotides. RefSeq names its product solute carrier family 30 member 6 (gene slc30a6). The record is from RefSeq and is a predicted model, not a curated record. Gene Ontology annotation, cellular component: membrane. The transcript has 15 exons. Gene Ontology annotation, biological process: monoatomic cation transport; transmembrane transport. The coding region runs from base 12 to 1784 and encodes 590 amino acids. Gene Ontology annotation, molecular function: monoatomic cation transmembrane transporter activity. NCBI's taxonomy places the organism in Eukaryota, Metazoa, Chordata, Actinopteri, Clupeiformes, Clupeidae.
CACUGUUGCACAUGCGCAACCCAACGGGAACGUUCUGCGUUUCCCAGAGGUCCAAAAUGGCGAUGGACAGUAUGUCCACGUCUGCAGGAGGACUAUCAUAUCACAAUGUUUCUGACUUUUAUCCUCGAAAACUUGGCCCAAAGCCGGACGUUGUACCGUCCGGAGUGACAGAGAGGAAAAUCGGACCGUUGGAUAAACCUGACAUGGUGGCAGUGGAUGUCAUUAACAUCAAGGAUUCAGAUAUCCCAAUGCAUAGGAAAAAGCAAGAGAAUGACACAUACAUUCUGGGAACUAUCCAUCCUUUCCGGAAGACGCAUAGGUCGAUUUUUGGAAAGUUGAAGCAGGAGUUCCGUUUGGUUGCCUCUGACAGACGAUCCUGGCGGAUCCUGCUCUUUGGCGUGCUUAACGUGCUCUGCACUGCCUGUCUGCUCAUGUGGUGCAGCUCGACCAACAGUAUGGCCUUAACAGCGUACACAUACCUCACCAUCUUUGAUCUCUUCAGUCUGAUCACCUGUCUCAUAAGCUCCUGGGUUAGCAUGAAGAAGCCCAGUCAGUCCUACUCCUUUGGGUUUGAGCGCCUUGAGGUGUUGGCUGUCUUCGCCUCAACUGUGCUGAUACAAUUGGGUGCCCUGUUCAUCCUGAAGGAGAGUGUGGAACGCUUUGUGGAGCAGCCAGAGGUGCAUACGGGCCGGCUCCUGGUGGGGACCUUUGUGGCUCUCUUCUUUAACCUGCUCACCCUGCUGUCCGUGAAGAACAAGCCCUUUGUGUUCGUCUCAGAAGCUGCCAGCACCAGUUGGCUACAAGAGCAUGUUGCUGACCUGAGUCGAAGCGUGUGCGGGAUCAUCCCCGGUUUGAGCAGCGUCCUCCUGCCCCGCAUGAAUCCCUUCGUCCUCAUCAACCUGGCCGGAGCCCUGGCUCUGGGCAUCACCUACAUGCUCAUCGAGAUCAAUAAUUAUAAUGCAGUGGACACGGCCUCGGCUGUGGCCAUCGCGCUCAUGACCUUUGGUACCAUGUACCCCAUGAGUGUGUACAGCGGGAAGGUGCUUCUUCAGACUACUCCCUCUCAUGUCAUAGGGCAGCUGGACAAACUGCUCCGUGAGGUGUCCACUUUAGAUGGAGUCCUGGAAGUGCGGAAUGAACACUUCUGGAGCAUUGGCUUUGGCUCUCUGGCCGGUUCGGUCCAUGUUCGCAUCCGCCGCGAUGCCAACGAGCAGAUGGUGCUGGCGCACGUGACCAACCGCCUGCACACGCUGGUCUCCACGCUGACAGUUCAGAUUUUUAAGGAUGACUGGAUCCGGCCGUCCCUGGUGACGGGGCCCCUCCCGCCCGCCACUCUCGGCAGCCCCUCCGACUACGGAGGCCUGCAGGGCUUCCCGUCCCACGGACACGGUCACUCCCACGGUCACGGUCACGGUCACUCCCACUCCAGCAAGCCCCUGGACAUGGACCCUCUCACCUCUACCCCGUCCAAGCCCGCCCUGCCGCCCCCAGAGUUCUCCUUCAACACGCCGGGGAAGAACAUUCAGCCGGUGGUGCUGCCCAGCGCACAGCCCCAGAGGCCCUACGGCAUGGGCCUGACCUACGGGGCCUCCCCCUACGCCGGCAUGCUGAGCCAGGGCUUCAUGCCGCCCGGUGGUGGUGGUGGGGGGAUGGGGAUGGGACUUGGUGCAGGUGCCAGGGGCGGGCCUUCGACGCAAGGCUUCAGGACUUCUUACGGUGGCGCGCCACCAAACAGAUACGGUAGCAACCUGCUCCCCUCACAGAUGAACCAGUACAAGCCUUGACCAAGCUGCAGUGGGAGGGGACUGGUGGGGUUGCAUCAGCGAUCGGCGGGGGACGCCAAGGUUUCGGAGAUCACCUGAGAUUCAUCAGGUUCACGCUCAGAGAGGAUAUAUUAUGGUAUUUAUUAUGAUGGGACCAAGACUUCCACACUUAAUGGAUUUUCUAACUAUUGUUUUUUUUUUGUACUGUUAUAAAAUAAAUCACAGAACGAUUGGAGAGAUGAAUAUACAUAUAUGGAAUGUGAUAUUUCACAUUUGUUUGGGAUGAAAGGAUUGUUUUGUGGGUGUGGUUUUUUUGUAUCAAACUUGUAUUUUAAAGAGGUAAUCUACUUUUGUGCUCAUGGGACUCAAACGUUUGUAUCACCACAACUGUUCCUGGGUCAGUGGCUAUGCACUAGACUGUGACCUCAACAGAUCGUGGUCUGAGUGCUGCUAUUAUAAAAGGCAAAGAUGACCUCCUGACAAAAAAAAAGUCUUUAAUAUGUGACCCCAUAAUACCGUACCAAAUUAAUGGUUGUGUUUCUGAAGAGGUCCGACCACCCAAUCUAGUGGUGCAGGGCAUUGUACCAAAGCAUAUCUUAAGAGGAUUUGUAUGUCCUCAUCAUAUGACUGAUACACACUACUGUAAACCAUGCAGACAUUGCAAUUAAAACAAAUACUCAUCCAAGCGCCCUGCAACCUUUCCAUCCUUAGUCAAGUGUGCAAUAGUCCAUCAUCGGCCAGUGAGCAUUCAGGGGGUUGUGUAUCAGGUCACACAGCUUUGAAAUGAGAUGAGGUAAUUCCCACUGUUCAGCGUGGGAUUGAGGCCUGCCCACAAGUAGUGGUGUGGUGUUUCUCGAAUUUGUUAUGGACCACUAAUGGGCUCUCCCAAGCUGCCUUGUUUGGAUCGGUGUCAAACGAUUAUGUUGAGUGAAUUUCUGUUCACUUGAGAUUUCACCUGUGUAUGGAAGUGCUGAUGCAAAGGAAAGGAUGUUGUGUAUCAGAGAGUCAUUUAGAUAAUAAUAAUAAAAAAUGAAUUGCACUGUU